UCUACACAGGAUUCCAUCAAAACCGCACAUGAAAGUAAAACUCCCUCUGAGAGAUCUAAAUCAUCUGAACAUUCUGAUUCUAUCUCCGAGGUAACACAAAAACCAGAGAAUCUACCAGUAUUUCCAGGUCGUCCGCAACGAACAAAGAGGCAGCCCUUGCGAUAUCGUAGUUCUUCACUUAAGGACUCUUCGGAUGUGUCAAGUUCAAAUGACCGACAUUACAAGAUUAAACGAAUAUUGGCUCAGAGACAACGUGAUCCAGUGACUGAGUAUUUUGUUCACUUUGUCGGGGAACCUUCUCAAAAACGCACUUUGGGUAACGUCUGAUGCGCUAAACCCUGCUGCUAGGAAGGCUAUAAUGGCAAAACCUCCGAUUUCUAUUCGUUGAAGUUCUUAUUAACUUUGUUGGAUGUACACGAUGGUGCGAAUACAGGAGAGAAGCCAUUCCAACGUGUUUGUAGGAAGUCAAUAGUGAUUAUCGUGAAACUGACAUGAUCGAUGAACUCAGCUAUAUGAUCAGCUAUGAUUCAUAACCAUUUUGUUAAUUUGCCAUUUCUAUUUUUACAUUUUUUUUGUGAAAUUGUCUUAUAUGCGAUCUAUGUUGUUUUGAAACAUUUCUUACUUGGUAGUGUGAUGUUCUUAACAUGGUUUGUAGAUAAAAUGUACCUGUACUCAUAUACCGGUACAAAUUGUGCUGCAUUCAUUCAAAUUUGACAUUCUAUGUUUGUUGUUUAGUUAGUAGAUAUAUAAAAAGUGCUUUAAAUUAGGUUUAGCAAAGAAGCUACUAUACCUGUAUAUAUCGCUGUUACCACCAUUUCAUUUAUGAGUUUGCGAAUAAUCCUGCAGUACUUACAUUUACACUCACAAUGUGGAAAUUGGUAAUCCCUGCUUGUAUUAACUUUAAACAGGAUUGGUGUUAUGAGCUAAAAUGUUCCUUUUUUUUCCAAUUGCUAAUUUUGUAUAGAUCUCGAAUGUUGAAGAGUACAUGGAUUUGAUGUUUUCCUUUCCUAUUGACCGCAUGAAUAAUGUUACCCGAUAUGUAGAGUACAUAGACGCACCUUUCUUUGCAUAAUGGUUCAUGAGAGGAUGAUUUUUUUUAGGAAUGAACUGUGUAAAAAGUUAACAAAAAGUCUGCAUGGGUUGAUGUAGUGGUUAUAUAUACAGUAUUCUAUUCUAAGUAUCUUGUGAUGAGACACAUUUACUUGUAUAUAUACUCUUUUGUACCAUUUAUGUUAUAUGCCAGAAAAUACUAGAUCAUUUAUAAUGAGAGAAUUGACAAAUUGUGCAGGCGAGUGUUUGUGUGAGAGUAUGUCACCUGUGGCCAUAGGUAAUUUAAGAGUAUUUUGUAUGUAGGUCUAUAUUAAUUUCUCACCCGUCCCAUUGUAUUUUGAUCAAUAAUACUUAUAGUGAGUGCAUUAUAGAAACAAUUUGUACUUUCUACUGGUUCGAAGGAAUUAGGUCUACAAUAAUGAUAGCAGUAUGUGAUGCUUAGUUGUUUCUUAUAACCUUCAUAUAUUUCUCCAUGGUUAGGAGUAAUUGAUUAUAAAUAUGCAAUGCAAACAAUUUCAAGUGAUUGUCUCCCUUGGUAUGUUUCCUCAUGUUAACUCAACCAGCUGGUGUAUUGUCUAUUGUUUAUUACAUAACUCAUUUGCACAAAAUAUUGAUUUGUAUGUUAUAAUUCAUAAUUCAUCUUUAUUAGCACAUUCCUAACUACAACAGUAAUUUGAUGGCUGAACAAACACAAACAAAGUAUUGAAAGGCAUGUAUACAGAAUAUAUAACACUGAAGCAGAUAGAAAUUGAAUAUUUUCAGAUUACAUCAUUAUAAUGUUCAUGGUUUCAUGCUCCAUAUGAUUGUGCUCACAUAUAUUUUAGUAGACUUCAUGAAGUGAGAUUGAUGAAACUAGUCAGAUAAGUGUAUCUUGUUAUAUUACCAGUGGAUGAUGCAUGUUUGUAUAGUAAUUGAUUGUAUUACCAUUUGGCGAUAAUUUGCUUUCCGUAUAAUAUUCUAUUGAUGGUUAUAUUAAUUCAAAAUUUUAAAGGGUAAAAUUUUGUCUUGGCGGGGGGGAUGUUAUAUACAUGGUAUAUUCUGUAUAAUCAACAAUUGAAUAUCCGGAAUUGCUCCGUUUUGUAUGUUAGUAUUUGGUGAUUCCGUAAUUUGUUACCGUACAUCGGUUUUGUUUUGAGUUGUACUUCCGGAAUUAAAAGAAGGCAUCACGUUGAAAGUUUUUGAGUUAUUUUCCUGAUUGAAACCAUCCAAUAUAAUACCAUCACGAUGCCAGAACAUGUGUGUUCUUUGUGUAUAUCGUGACUGUGUGUGUAUGUGUGUUCUUUGUGCAUAUCUUGACCCAGUUUGUCACUUUGUAUUGUGACUCCGUGUUGAUCGUCACCCAUUGUGUAUUCUGUAAAUGAUUCCAUAAUACCUGUAACCUAGGUGCCGUUAUAUAACAUGGUCCAGUGUGUGUCGUGCAGUAGCGAUUACUACCUGUUUUUCCUAUUCUCAGAAUCAUGUGGUCACAGUUGGCUAGGACUGCCCAUGUUUGGUUUAUGUACACAAGGUAAAAUGAAGGGUAUCGUAUAUCCGAAGUCCAAAUACCGAUUUGUCUCCAUGUGUACACUUCAUCCAUCACCAUCAAUCUCAACAACCCGGACAAACUAGUGAGAGACCCUCGUGUUGACAGUAGCAGCAUUGAUUGACCCCGAGAGUGACGGAACUCCGUACUACCAAAUCAAUUGAUACAAAACUAUCAUAUUGCUGUCAUGUGUCCUUCGUCCACGGUAAUAAUGUAGACAUUAGGUUGGGAUAAGCACUUAAUGAUGCAAGACCCACGCUGAACCUUUGCAACAGACAAACUUUCGUCAUCGUUCUUCUAUAUAUCUGUACAGGUUCCUCAUGCAAUCAUUGUUAUGUUCAAAUUCAGUGUUCCACCAUCUUCUAUACUAACGAAACAACAAGGAAAGUACGGUACUUCUACCUUCAACACAGAAUGCCAACGCUAGUGAUGCCUUUUGUUGAACGAUCAACUGAUAAUGACAGUUCAGACACCGACAGAAAAAUCACCGAUUCUAGAAUGGGUUUAAAGGACUCACUUGGACCAAUUUUGUGGAUACUUCGACUCACAGGGCUGCUUUAUGGCGUCACACUGAGUAGUCCGUGUCGAAAACAGUCGGUGACGGAGAUGCUCAGCAGACGCUGUUGUUCUCCCUGUCUUCUGUACGGAAUCUUUGUCGUCUGUCUGUUAUGGGGUAACUUGGCGCUGUCCCUCUGGUCCUUUAAUGGCAUGACAUCAUUUGACGGCUUUGUAUGUAAUCAGAUUAUUACCUCGACUUGGUUCUUCCAGGUGGCAUGUACAGCAUUGUGCAAUAUCUGGCUUAGCAAACACUGGAACACUAUCUUUACAACUUGGGACAAACAUGUUAUAUCCUUGGACCCUCGUCUUGCUGUUGGAGAUAGGCGUUCCGCUAUUGUGGCAGCCGUUUUGUAUGUAGUGUGGUUGUUGGUCGAGUUUGGAUUCGUGGGCAUCGGUGCUUACUUAAUGGAAGGGGGCGGAAUUGGAUCUGGCGGUUCGUUCACCGAUCAACACCACUUCAAUAUGUUCUUCCAAUUUCUCUUUGUUUUGAUUUUCUUCUAUUUUAUUUCGGCGUGGUAUUCAAUGACAGCUGUAUUUGGUAUUUUGGCUUUUGGACUUUACAGAGCGUUUAGAGCUUUUUUUAAACGUCUUCAAGAAAACUUUGUCGAUGGAAAGUUCAAAGGUGAUGUUGAGCAAUUACGCCAGAAACAUGGUAAUCUCAUCCGUCUGUUGGGGAUCAUUGACGGUUUGGUCUCCACGUACAUACUCCUGGUCGUCGGCACUAUCAUUCCCCUCAUCAUUUUCACCCUCUACUUCGUUCUCUUCGAGACCAUCGACACUUUCUCCUACAUGGCGACCUGGUGGUCCGUCUCUCUCAGUCUCAUCCAGAUCAUGUUGGUGUUCAUCGGCGGAGGGCUUGUGAAUCACAUGGCUCACUACCCGGCGGAGUCUCUGUACGGUAUAGACCUCAGCUGUCGUACCUCGGAGGAAUGUCACCAGAUCACAGUGUUCCUAAAUCAGCUGACCAGCCACCCAAUAGGAUUUACGGCGUUCGGACUCUUCACCAUCGAUAGACCGACAAUUAUCACGUUUGCUGGAAGUAUAGUGACAUACGCUGUCGUGGUGAUACAAUUUGCGCCGUCAGAUGGCGCUGUUGACCCCGCUCGGUUUGUCUGUAACUGUUCCUGUGUUUGAUGAUAUAGGGGUCCAUGACGGGACAUCAGCUACUCUAGGUCCAGACAGCCGUCAGCCAUAUUUACCGGAGGUUAAAUGUUGUUACUGCUGUACGCUCCAUUUAAGAUUGGGGAUCAUGCGAUCUACAGACGAAUUAUAUCAGACGUAAACAUGAGUCGGCUACAGCUUGCUGCACAUCUAGUACGAGGGACGAUAUGUAUCCACUUACCAUAUACAUCAUAAAGUACCCCUCACUACUGUGUCUACCAAACGAAAUCAUAAGACACCAUUGGUCUGAAAAGACCGACAAUCAAUAUCUUGUCGUUAUUGUUGCCCGACAUAUUUUUCCGACUAUUAGUAGCCUACUGCUUUUAGAAUACCUGUUUGUAUAUAUAAUAGUACUUGGUUCACUAGGAGUGUCAUGGCAACGUUUAUAAUUACGUCAUCAGCGCGUGCUAGUGACAAGUGAUUGAUUUCCUUCGUGCCAUGUGAUUUAUACUUGAUGGCGGAGAGCGUGCGGCGGGAGUGAUGCUACAUUGUACACCUCCCUAGUCAAAUAUGUAUCUUAGAGUCGAUCACUCCACCUCCCAUUCAGAUAGAGAAGUGCGCAUUAGAAUUAUUGUAUACUUCCUCACCUUCUUCACGUCUGCCCGUGUGUGUAGCUACAACUAUGUACGGCCUUUUAGCGAUUACUUGGAAAAAAUGUGUAUGUCACUGUUCAAACAUGUACCUUGUUUUUAAACCCGCACCAAGUCGUCACAAGAGGACUACAGAUGCUUUUUUACAUCUUAAUA
This is a messenger RNA of Mizuhopecten yessoensis (Yesso scallop), 5037 nucleotides long. RefSeq lists its product as uncharacterized. The record is from RefSeq and is a predicted model, not a curated record. The transcript has 4 exons. Gene Ontology annotation, biological process: sensory perception of taste. Gene Ontology annotation, cellular component: membrane. Bases 2987 to 4264 code for a protein of 425 amino acids. NCBI's taxonomy places the organism in Eukaryota, Metazoa, Mollusca, Bivalvia, Pectinida, Pectinidae.